GAAAUAUCUUCAAUAUAAUAUAUGCUUCGAUGAGUCCCACCGGUCAGAACGAAUAUGACUAUCGCAGGCGAAAGUUAACGUAUCAGAACUCAACAAACGCGCGUAUCUCCUGGCUUACACGGAAGUGAAUUUUGAUUGCACUGAUUGAAUUCCACAAAAAGGAAGGCUCGUGAUAUCAAUUAAACUAUCAAAAUGAAACCAAUGUGGCAAUUGGUCUGUUUGGCCGUUCUCGCCACAGUGCUGUCUGACAGUGUACAAUCCGCGAAAAUUCUCGGAGUUUUCCCAACAUCCUCCAGAUCCCAUUACAUCGUGGGAUCCGCGCUGAUGAAGGCAUUGGCGAAGAAGGGACACCAGGUGACCGUUAUAAGUCCGUUCCCGCAGAAGAAGCCACUUGAAAAUUAUCGCGAUAUUACGACAAUUGAAGUAUUGGAAGCUGUGAAACCUACCCUUGACAACAUUUUGAGCUUUGUACAAAAAGGAAUAUACGAAAGCAUUAAAGAAACAUACAAGUUCGGACAUCUAAUAACCAAUUCCACGAUGAAUGAUCCCGCUGUGGUGAAAUUGAUCGACUCAAACGAGAAGUUCGAUUUAGUUGUGCUGGAGAUGUUUAUGAAUGAUGCAAUGUUGGGAUUUGCUCAUCACUUCAAAACACCAUGUGUCGCUAUGUCCACAUUCGGUGCGUCCAAGUGGACUUCCGAUUUAGUGGGAAACCCUUCGCCUCCUUCGUAUGUUCCGAAUCCUUUUCUCAGCUUCACAGAUCAUAUGAGUUUCGGCGAACGCCUGGUAAACACAUUGAUGAGCGCAAUGGAUAAUUUGAUCGUAAGCAUUAUGGAUGACCCGGUACAAGUGGAAAUCUAUCAAAAAUCAUUCCCCGAUCCGAAGCCCGCGUUACAUGAGCUGAAGAAAAACGCCGUUUCGGUGGUACUCUUGAAUAACCAUUUCUCCAUCAGCUACCCAAGGCCAUAUGUCACCGGUAUGAUCGAAGUCGGUGGAAUGCAUGUGAACCGCGUUCCCAACCCCCUGCCUGCCAAUAUCAAAGCCUUUAUGGACAAUGCUACGGACGGAGUGAUCUAUUUUUCAAUGGGUUCGAACAUCAAGAGUAAAGAUUUGCCGAUAGAAAAACGGGACGCAAUUUUACAAGUAUUUUUGAAAUUGAAGCAAAAAGUUCUGUGGAAAUGGGAGGACGAAAACCUCCCGUCCAAACCAGCGAACGUACUUAUUCAAAGCUGGUGGCCCCAAGAUGACAUCCUUGCUCAUCCCAACGUGCGUCUAUUCAUCACACACGGCGGUCUAUUAAGUACGAUCGAGUCACUCUACCACGGGGUACCAGUCAUCGGUAUUCCAGUGUUCGGCGAUCAACAUCUCAACAUGGCCAAGGCAGAACGAGGGGGUUAUGGGCUAGCGGUAGGCUAUAAGGAAAUCGGCGAAGAGCGUCUCUCACUUGCAAUCAAUACGGUGCUCAAUGAUCCAAAGUUCACGGAGAACGCGAAAACCAUCUCGAAGCGGUACCGCGAUCAGCCACAGACGCCCCUUGAACUGGCCGUUUUCUGGGUUGAAUAUGUCAUUCGACACAACGGCGCGCCACACAUUCGAACGGCGUCAAUGGAUCUCAGCUUCAUGCAAUAUCACAACCUGGACGUUUUAGGUGUUCUGCUAGGUGUGCCGAUUCUUGUCAUAUAUUUACUAAGUCGAUUGAUCGCUCGGGUGAAGCCAUCCAAGUCUGACAAGAUGAACGACCGGAAGAAGCGCAACUAGUCGAGAGCGGUAAUUGUCAAACAACAGCAACGUGUUCAAAGUUCUAAUAUAUAAGCACGUGCCCCUAUCACGAUGAUAUUUACUUUAUAAUCUGAAGGUAAAUAUUAGUUAAGAAAUGAAUGAAGCUAAAUAAAUGUGACUUUCGCUUCGCUCGUA
This is a messenger RNA of Toxorhynchites rutilus septentrionalis, 1911 nucleotides long. RefSeq names its product UDP-glycosyltransferase UGT5-like. Lineage: Eukaryota; Metazoa; Arthropoda; Insecta; Diptera; Culicidae. Gene Ontology annotation, molecular function: UDP-glycosyltransferase activity. The record is from RefSeq and is a predicted model, not a curated record. The transcript is spliced from 4 exons. The coding region runs from base 193 to 1755 and encodes 520 amino acids.